GAUUCCGAGUCGUGAGGAUCUUUACUAAAACCGUUUGUACGCUUACCGAAUUUAGUUGCGAGUUAGCGGUGCUUUCGUUUGCAUUUGUGGAUUAGCAGUUAGAUUAUAGACAUUGAAUUUUUGUGGAUAUAAAUAUAUGCUGGAUUUUUUAUUUUAUUAUAAGUGUUAAGUGCGACUUCAUCAUGCCUGUGAACGUUGUCGCGAAGAAUUACAGUCACUGUCCUCUUAAAAAGAGACCAGUGCAAAUCGUCGAGGAAGAUUUCUCAGAUGAACCAGAGAAUCUCAGCACUAAGCCCGAAGACUUGAGCCGCACAGGACGUCUGAAUUCAACUUCAAGCUCGUCUCCGCCGUCGUCACCAAUUUCACCCCACAGCCCAGUAUCGUUACCGUCACCUCCAGUAACACAUAUACCAACGCUGCCGUCUCCGACAUCAUCUCCGACCAUAUCGCCCCCCGUGUCGCCCACAAUUUCUUCUCCUUCGCCUCCACAUCAUCUGUAUCAGCCAAUCAAAUCUGAACCGUGUAUGCCAUACAGGCCGCCAAUCAGUCCAGAAUACGCGCCAACAACAUGGCAUAGAAGUGUGGCUCCACUUUAUCCACCAACAUACCCUCCUUUCAUGCCUUAUCACUACCCACAUCACGAAUACAUGAGCUUAAGUCCCACAUCUCCUUACAGUGACAGUUCUUGCUCGCCACCCCACACGCAUCAUCAUCAUCACAAUCAGCCCCUUGCGCCUUUGGCUCUACGACCUACAGUUUAUUCUUCAAUCGACCAAAAUUCUUUAAGCCCGAAUUCUUCUACAACGUCUCCUCCACCUCCGAGUUCCGCCGAGGACUUGUCAGAAAAAAGGAGGCAAGGAAUAAGACACCAGUGCCCCGACUGUGGUAAAAGUUACUCCACAUUCUCGGGACUGUCCAAACACAGACAAUUCCACUGUGCAGCGGGCGAAGGUCCGAGGAAAUCGUUCAGUUGCAAAUAUUGUGAGAAAGUUUACGUAUCUUUGGGUGCUUUGAAGAUGCACAUCAGAACCCACACGUUGCCCUGCAAGUGUACCAUGUGCGGAAAAGCUUUUUCGAGGCCGUGGUUGCUGCAGGGACACAUCCGCACCCAUACGGGAGAAAAACCGUUCUCUUGCACCUAUUGUAAUAGAGCGUUCGCGGACAGGAGUAACCUAAGGGCACAUCUGCAGACCCAUUCCGACGUGAAGAAGUAUUCUUGUUCAACUUGCAGCAAGACGUUUUCCAGGAUGUCGCUGCUGACAAAGCACGCGGAAGGUGGAUGCAGCAACGGCCCGAAUUUGAUGCAUUCCGAAAAAAUGCCGUAUUAGUGUUAUGCGAUAAUAAGUUUGUUUCGUUAGUGUUAGGCUUAAGUUAUGUAUUUAUUUUUGGCUUCGAUAAUAUGAACGGUCAUAAAGGAAUAUGUUUUGUUAUUGGUUAAUUAUGGAAGAAGUUCCCUUUUGUUUUGACCCUUUACAGUAUUUAAAAAGGUCUAUGUUAAGUGCCUUGAGAAGACUGAUUGUAUUACUCGUACAAAAUCCAUUCCUGAAUCUGUAUUUUUGUAAAUAAGUUAUUAUAUCAUAGUUUAUUGUUUGUAAAUAGCAAGUUAUUUUAUAUAUCCUGUAUAAAAGAACAGAUGUCCUGGCUCUUUUUCGAGUCAGUUCUUCGAUCUAGUCAUGUUAUUUAUAAAUGCCAUAUUGUAUAGUGCCUUAUAUAUCUAGUUUUA
Molecule: messenger RNA, 1723 nt
Organism: Agrilus planipennis (emerald ash borer)
Lineage: Eukaryota; Metazoa; Arthropoda; Insecta; Coleoptera; Buprestidae
Product: zinc finger protein SNAI2-like
Exons: 2
Coding region: 183-1328 (381 amino acids)
Biological process (GO): regulation of DNA-templated transcription
Molecular function (GO): DNA-binding transcription factor activity, RNA polymerase II-specific; RNA polymerase II cis-regulatory region sequence-specific DNA binding
Source: RefSeq, a predicted model, not a curated record